CAGCAGAAGUGUUGAGCGCGGACCGUGGAUGAGUUGCAGCGGCACAGACCGCGAGCUGCGGACCGCAGACUCCGGAACUCCCGCGGAGAAGCUGCUGCGUCUGAAACGCUCGCUCACAUUUAUGCGGAGUAAAAGUGUGGACAACUUCUUCCAGCGUUCUCAGAGCGAUGCUUACCCACCAACAGAGCUCUUCUCUGGUGCCCUGCCUUCUUCCCCGCGCCUGUUUACUGGGCCUGCACCUGGUAACAGCAGUGUUGUUUUGCCCUCCCCCAGCAUCAGCUCUAGACCUGCUCCAUUUGUUGUACAGCCGCGACCAGCACAAACACACUCCUUCCUCGAGCAUGUGUUCCGUCGACCCACCAGCUGCAGUCUGUGUAAGCUCAUUAUUGCAGGCAACUCUAAACAGGGACUGCGCUGUAGAACAUGUAAGAUGGGAGCUCAUCUUUGGUGUGUCUCUGAAUUCACAGAGAAACCAUGCCAAGGAAAGUCUGGCAUGUUCAAGAGGAACUUAAGCACACCUGUACUGACCAAUGGUCAGUUAUAUGCUGUGAAGACACAGGAGUCAAAAGCUCAGCUGGACCCUGUGUAUGCUACACUCCGCUUUGGAACUUCUCUGGCCAACACCAGCCGAUCUAGCUUUGGGAGCUUCUGUGAAUCUCCGAGCCAAAGCCUGGAUGAAGAGGAUGGUCAGCAGAAGGAUGAGUAUGUGUCCACUGAGGGGGAGAAACUGACUGAAAACCAGAGGACAGAUGAAAGUGUCAGGUGUGGGCCUGAUCUGGGCCUCAGGAAUUUUGCUAUCUGGGUGCAUCAGAAGAAGCUGGGACAGAAUAACAGGACCAGAGAGCUGAGGACCAAGGUGGAGCUAGGGGUUGAGAAGACUGAGGCAGAGCUGGUGGGAGAAAGGACAGUGAAGCUGUUGGAGGGAUGCAGGAAUCCGGUUGAGCCACAGGAUUUGAGGACCCAGGCAUACCUGCAGGUCUUGAGGUCUGAGGUGGAGCCUGGAGGAUGA
Molecule: messenger RNA, 1009 nt
Organism: Sinocyclocheilus anshuiensis
Lineage: Eukaryota; Metazoa; Chordata; Actinopteri; Cypriniformes; Cyprinidae
Product: SH3 and cysteine-rich domain-containing protein 2-like
Exons: 8
Coding region: 29-1009 (326 amino acids)
Biological process (GO): positive regulation of voltage-gated calcium channel activity; skeletal muscle contraction; positive regulation of protein localization to plasma membrane
Source: RefSeq, a predicted model, not a curated record